This is a messenger RNA of Limanda limanda (common dab), 3631 nucleotides long. RefSeq names its product activin A receptor type 2Aa (gene acvr2aa). Gene Ontology annotation, cellular component: activin receptor complex; plasma membrane. Bases 633 to 2201 code for a protein of 522 amino acids. The transcript is spliced from 11 exons. Gene Ontology annotation, molecular function: ATP binding; activin receptor activity; activin binding. The record is from RefSeq and is a predicted model, not a curated record. Gene Ontology annotation, biological process: protein phosphorylation; cellular response to growth factor stimulus; activin receptor signaling pathway. NCBI's taxonomy places the organism in Eukaryota, Metazoa, Chordata, Actinopteri, Pleuronectiformes, Pleuronectidae.
UGCUGAGGUCGCAGAGGGAGAGAGGAAGACGGAGAAGCGCUGCCGGUGUGUCCGUGGAUUCAGGCCGGAAUGAGCCGUGCGGGUCCCGCUCGCCCUUCUCCCAGAGACCCGCUCCACCGGAGCUGCGAGCUGCGGAGCUAGCAGCGGCUAGCCGGAGCAGCUAGCUGUGGAUGACCGAGCAGCGGUCCUCAGAGGCGGACUGAGAGCUCAGCGCUGCCCGCCGGCGGUUCUCUGGUCCCGGGUCACAGCAGCGGACUGGUUUCUGUUGAUUUGACAUUAAACACGUUAUGAACCGUUCAGGUUCAACUCUCCUUAGAUUCAGAGUCUGGAUCCAUUUUCGCCCCGGUUAGCUGGAGCUUAAUCCCGCGGUGGAAACCCCGUGAACCGUCCACCGUGAAGCGGCCUGACAGCGCGUUGCAUCCCGGAGAGAGGAGCUGAGAGUCGGGGGCUAGCCGGUGGAUUGUCUGGUCCUCCUCGUCUCUGCAGCGCUGGCCCGAUCCCACCUGGGUUCACCUGUUGUCCCGGUGUGACCGGUGGUUCACACCGGGACCGUGUGAGGGGACCUGCCCGGAACAUGCUGCCGGUCCUCGGGUUCAAGCACCGGUCCAAGCAGCUGUAACGUGUCCGUCACGAUGGGACCCGAGAGCAGGCUGUUCCUCAGCGUCUUCCUCAUGUCCUGCUCCUCAGGUGCCAUUUUGGGUCGCUCAGAGACUCAGAAGUGUGUCCACUACAACUACAGCCCUAAUUCUUCCUCUUCAUCUUCCUCGGCGUUGGAUGGUCGGGGGAACACCAGCAGAGUGAUAACCUGCUCUGGGGAAAAAGAUAAGAGGUUGCACUGCUUCGCCACCUGGAAGAACGUCUCUGGAGCUGUGAAGGUGGUGAAGCAGGGCUGCUGGCUGGAUGACGUCAACUGUUAUAACAGGAGCGAGUGUGUGGAAAAGAAAGAUGGUCCCGAAGUCUUCUUCUGCUGUUGUGACGGCAUUUUGUGUAACGACAAGUUCUUCUAUAGCCCCAACAUCAGCUGGCCACCCACGACGAACAAACCAGUGACGUCUCCACCUCCAUUGCUGUCCACGCUCAUGUACUCACUGGUUCCCAUCAUGGCUGUCACCGCCAUCGUCCUCUUUUCCUUUUGGAUGUACCGGCACCACAAACUGGCCUACCCACCUGUACUAGUGCCCACACAGGACCCCGGACCCUUUCCCCCCUCCCCCAUCCUUGGUCAAAAGCCCCUGCAGUUACUGGAGAUCAAAUCCAGGGGGCGUUUCGGCUGCGUGUGGAAGGCUCAGCUGCUCAGUGAAUAUGUGGCUGUCAAAAUCUUCCAAAUACAGGACAAACCUUCAUGGCAGAACGAGUUGGAGAUCUUCAGCAUGAACGGGAUGAGACAUGAAAACCUGCUGCGCUUCAUCGGUGCUGAGAGAAGAGGAAGUGAAAUGGUCACGGAGCUUUGGCUCAUCACCGCCUUCCACGACAAGGGUUCUCUAACCGACUACCUGAAGGCAAACGUUCUCUCCUGGUCUGAGCUGUGUGUCAUCGCUCAGUCCAUGUCCAAUGGUCUCGCCUACCUGCACCAAGACAUACCUGGACACAAGGACGGACACAAGCCCGCCAUCGCACACAGGGACUUUAAGAGUAAGAACGUUCUGCUGAAGUCCGACCUGAGCGCCUGCGUCGCUGACUUCGGCCUUGCUCUCAGGUUUGAGGCGGGCAAGUCUCCAGGAGACACCCAUGGACAGGUGGGGACCAGGAGGUACAUGGCCCCUGAGGUCCUGGAGGGGGCGAUCAACUUCCAGAGAGAUGCCUUCCUCAGGAUCGACAUGUAUGCUGUGGGCCUGGUGCUGUGGGAGCUCGCUGCUCGCUGCAAGGCUGCUGACGGUCCGGUGAAUGAGUACAUGCUGCCGUUUGAGGAGGAGGUGGGUCAACAUCCAACUCUGGAAGACAUGCAGGAUGUUGUCGUCCACAAUAAGCUGAGGCCGACGCUCAGAGAGUGCUGGAAGAACCAUGCUGGUCUGGUGUUGUUGUGUGAGACCAUCGAGGAAUGCUGGGACCUGGAGGCUGAGGCGCGACUGUCGGCCGGCUGCGUGGAGGAGCGAAUCGUACAGAUGCAACGACAGACCAAUGUCACCGUGCCCGAGGACAUUGUCACGGUUGUCACCAUGGUUACCAACGUGGACUACUUGCCAAAAGAGUCAAGCCUAUGACGAGACAUAGGGCCUAUCAGGAUGGAGCAGGGACUCCUGCUCAGGUGACCUCCAGGUGCUCAGGUGACCUCCGGGUGCUCAGGUGACCUCCGGGUGCUCAGGUGACCUCCGGGUGCUCAGGUGACCUCCGGGUGCUCAGGUGACCUCCAGGUGCUCAGGUGACGUCUAGGUGCUCAGUGGAUUUGUUGGACGCUCAGGUGACCUCUGGCUGCAGGUGAGUGUCAGACUGAUGAGCAGCUCUUGAACCUGGAGAACAACAUGGUGGAGAGUCUCUCUGUCAUCACUUCCUGUGACCUUUUAUAGACAAUCCAAACACUAUUAUUUCAAAAUAAAAGGGCGACUUAAGUUUGUCUAAUGUGAUGAUGAUGUCAACAACAAAUGUCUUCUGAAUGUCUGUUUCACUGUUUUUUGUGUAUGUGUGUGUAUAUAUACUUACAUUUACAGAUUAGGUUUAUUUUGAGAAAUAUGUUUAUUAUUAUUAUAUACAUGUACAUACAGUUUUAGGGAUGUCACAAUACAAAAUAUGUAUUAGUCAAUACACAUACCAUGAUACGAUUCUCAAUGCCAUAUUUGAUACCAGGGCAAAAACCCAAACAUCUCACUUCAACACGCACUCUUUAAUCAAUAACAUUUGAACGUACAAAAAACAACAGUGGCUGUAUGAAGUCUUCAGAAUAUAUUAUGAUAUACAAACAUACAAAUUGCUUUAUACCUGUACACAGAGUAUUAUUAUUAUGAUAUAAAAAUGAUUAUUAUGAUAUACAUGUAUAUAUAGAUUGUUAUUACAUAUAUAUACAGAUAAUUGUUUUUAUUAUACAGAAGAAGCAACUCUCGUUAGAUCAUCAGCUGAUUUAAAUCCAAAGAAAUUUUUUUUUAAAAAAGUUUAUUUCUACAUACUGAAAAUGACAUGAUUUUAUCCUACAUUUAUUUUAGUGUUGUGUGACAUCACAGAUCAGCUGACUGAAUGUUAAAAUGAAGAACGUAGUCUGCUCAUUUGUUUUCCUCUGGAUGCUGAACGGAUCAGAACCUCGACUUCUACAAAUGGCAUCGAACACAAGUGAAGUGAAAACUCUGUCGUCACGGCAACAACAAAAUCCAAGCGUUUGCUAAACGUCUCAGGGAGAAGGUCAGGACCUCUCAGGAGCGGUCAGCUGACCUGACUCCGGCGUGCUCCUGGAUCCGUUCACACCGGUUUCCUCUGAACUGUGAUAUAAGCCCCGCCCUCUUUCCUUUUUUUACCUCUGACAGGACGUGCCACGGAUUUUAGCAUGAGUCUGUUUUUAUUGACACUAAUCAAAAACUCCUUUAUAAUGUCAAUAUUGUUGUAAAUAUGUUGUUAACAUGUUUAUUUUAUACAAUGACAAUCGUACAGAUGAAAAACAGUUGGUGUAUCUGUUUCAGUAAUUUAUGUAGAAAGUUCUAAACUCUUA